Messenger RNA from Spodoptera littoralis (African cotton leafworm), 1308 nucleotides. The record is from the annotation of a GenBank genome assembly. NCBI's taxonomy places the organism in Eukaryota, Metazoa, Arthropoda, Insecta, Lepidoptera, Noctuidae.
AUGUUUAACUUGGAUACGUAUGCGGGAGACGCUGUUGUAGGUAUCAGCGGUCCUAUGGACUACAAAUAUAUGAAAGUACUGCGUUUUGUGCUCCGCAUUAUAAGUGGUUGGCCAGGAAAGGCCCUCGGCGAGAAAACCCUAAAGAUCGAAGGCAUGGGCCAUGCGUACUACAAUACUAUACUUUCACUAAUAUAUUUGGCCUUAGGCAUAGCUUAUUUGAAGAAGAAUGCUCAUAGAUUCGGGUUUUUGGAACUUGGACAACUGUAUAUAGUGUUACUUAUGAAUAUGUUGUCUACCUCGCGAGCAUUUACCCUGUGCUUAUCGGAAAAGUACCGAACUGUAGCAAAGAUAUUCAUACAAAAAGUUCAUCUGUUUUAUUUCAAGGACAAAUCUGACUAUGCUAUGAGCAUACAUGUAACAGUGCACAGGAUAUCAUAUUUCGCAGCUAUUUACGUGAGUAUAAUGCUCUCCAUAGCGGCCUGUCUGUUCAAUCUGAUACCCAUGUACAACAACUACGCUGCCGGAAACUUCGCCUCGUUCGAUAACUUACAAAAUAAAACGUAUGAACAAGCUAUUUCAUGUUUAUAUCCGUGGAACUUUGAAACUAAUUUCAAGGGAUAUCUUGUUGCAACUCUCAGUGGCUGGUACGGCACAGUAUUGUGUGGCAGCAGCGUAUCCAUGUUCGACCUGUUCCUCUGUCUGAUGAUCUUCAAUCUUUGGGGGCAUUUUAAAAUACUUAUUUACAACCUGGACCACUUUCCACGACCAGCGACUGAAGUGGUUGAUGCCGAGGGGGAGGAAAGAAGCGGGAGGGUUAUAGGGUCCGAAAUGUACUCAGAGAGUGAAUUGGAAGAGGUUGCCAUCAAGUUGAAGGAUUGCAUACAGUAUCAUAUGUUGAUUGUUAACUUUACAAAUAAUAUGUCAGAUGCAUUUGGAAUGGCGCUCUUCAUAUAUUACUCCUUCCAUCAAAUUACUGGCUGUCUACUCUUACUAGAGUGUUCUCAAAUGACGGCUGCAGCCCUGUCGCGUUAUUUACCACUAACGAUAAUCAUGUUCGGAGAGCUGGUCUUACUGUCAAUUAUUUUCGAAACUAUCGGCACAAUGAGUGAGAAAUUAAAGGAUGCGGUAUACAAAAUGCCUUGGGAGUACAUGGACACUAAGAAUCGUAGGACCGUAUUAAUAUUUCUCAUAAAAGUUCAGGAGCCAAUCCAUGUGAAAGCAGGAGGUUUGGUCGAUGUAGGGGUCACGACUAUGGCUUCGAUUCUAAAGACGUCGUUCUCAUAUUUCGCUUUCUUGCGCACAUUUUAA